UGCGGAGCCCAUGACGACGAAGGACGAGAUUUCUAAAGAAGAGCAACUGGUUUGAAAGAGGCCACUUUGGCACUCUUGAGCCAAUCCCAUUGAAACUGAAUAUCUUUGGUUGGGGGGUGAUUGGUGUCCGUUCCCCACUCCACAAUGGAAUCCUCCACUCUUGGGGAGUUCAAUCUCAGUUCAUUCAUCGAGUAUGAUUGCCCCGUGUAUGGGAAUAAUAGUGACCACAUCAUUGACCAAGUUAUCUUUUGGGUGGAGGGCGUGGGAUUGAGUGCUGUGGCCACAUUUGGAAUCAUUGGCAAUCUCUUGGCAAGUGUGAUCCUCUCCCGUCACGAAUUGAGGAAUUCCUUCAACUUGCUCUUGAUAGGUUUGGCCUUUUUUGACACUUGUUACAUCGUGGGAUCGUUAUUGGAAACGGUCCGAAAAAGUUUCAGGGUGGCCACUCAAACGCAUUUGCUGUUGUUUCCCUACUUACUCUACCCUGGGCAAAUGAUUGCCAUGACCGGAUCUGUGUUCAUGAUCGUGGCUAUUGCUUUUGAGAGGUACGUGUCCGUUCAUCAUCCUCUGGACUAUAACCAGGCCAUGAAUGAUGGCUCCGAGAUCAGGAAGCGACUCCUCAAGUACUUCGUUCCAGUUGUUCUGUUGGCUGUGAUCAUCAAUGUGCCCAAGUUUUUCGAAACCGAGGCUGUUUUCGUGCCCAUCGACUGGACGGCCAACCGGACCAAUACGGAUGACACUUCACAGCUAUUGUCGUCAUCCAUGGUGAAUGAGGAUCACCAUGAGUCAUCACCCUUGUAUGAAGUCAGAUUAAACGUCACCAGCAUGAGGAUUGAUCCGAUUUAUAGCUCCUUUGUCAAUUGGAGUCAGCUCAUCAUUCUCGGGAUCCUCCCAGUCUGUCUUUUGGUGUACUUCAAUACGAAGAUCUACAUCGACGUGAAGGAACGAGAGAAGCGUCGGCGACCUCAAAACCAGAGAGAUGUGGCCGCCAUGGUUCGAUCCGAGGCCAACACUGUCUUGAUCGACGAACACGUGGACGUUGGCUCAAAUCCCAAACGAAAGCCCUCAGACCCGAGAUCUAUUCCGGGAAGAUUCAAUUUGGUGAUCCAAGACACCAGCCGAGCCAAUCGCCCUCAAGGUCAAGCCGGGCCUAGAGUGGGCCUACUGGCUAUGACCGUCACUCGAAUCCAACGCAAGUGUUGCUGCAGGGCCUUCGAGGCCAAGACUUAUGUCAUUCCACCGGCUUCCAUGAACGUCGCAGCAGGAGAUAAUGGAAGCCCCGGAAAGAGUCAGCCCUCCUCAAAUCUAGCUCCAUCUCACGAAGAAGGAUUUGAAGGGACAGCAGCCUCGUCGGAUCCAUCUCGAAUGAGUAAUGCACGCAGACGGCGAGUCGAGGAUAGAAUGGCCAUUCUCUUUAUGGGCAUCGUCACAUUUUUCCUCUUGUGUCACUUCCCGCGGAUAUUGCUCAAUUUCUACGAGAUGCUGGUGAUUGAGCAGGCCAUGGCUUGCAGCAAAAUGGGACAACGAGCCUUCGCUGUGUGGGCUCAGAUCAUGACGAGUAUUAGCCACUUCCUUCUGGUCACCAACAGCUCCAUUAACAUUCUCAUCUACAGUCUUUUCAACACUCAAUUUCGAGCUGCCGCCAAGAACCUAUUUCGGCAAGUACAAACCAGUUUGGCAUGUCAGGCACGUGUCGAUAAGAUGGCCUCUUGUGUGCCCUCGUGGCUCAGCCCGGCCGGUCUGAGACGACGGAAUCAAAAUAGUGACACUAGUGUCGUCAGAGUGACUUCACGGCCUAAUGAGCUCGAGACACGGCGAAGGCCGUCAAGAGGCCUCUUAGCCAUUCCUUCGCCGAAUUUUGAAGCUUCCCCAAAGCUAUUAACAGCAAACCGUCUGGCUGGCGAUGGAAGCAUCCUUACCGUUAACAACAAAACAGACCAGGGGACCAACACCACAUCCAAAGCAGCCAAGAGCCAACAAGAAAAUUGAGCAUGCGAGGGCCUUUGUUUGCCCUGGCCGACCUUCGCCAUGGUGCCUGAAUUCGAUUUUAUCAAGAGGUGUUCGCUCUAUUCUCAUGAGAAUAAGUAAUGACUAGAUAUAGUUCAUAGAGUUAUUGUUGAGCCUCAUAGACAGACACUAACAUGUAACGAAUUAUCGAGCGCAAAUAAAGUGACCACAGU
Molecule: messenger RNA, 2177 nt
Organism: Tigriopus californicus
Lineage: Eukaryota; Metazoa; Arthropoda; Copepoda; Harpacticoida; Harpacticidae
Exons: 2
Coding region: 145-1986 (613 amino acids)
Biological process (GO): G protein-coupled receptor signaling pathway
Cellular component (GO): membrane
Molecular function (GO): G protein-coupled peptide receptor activity
Source: RefSeq, a predicted model, not a curated record